GAACGCGUUGUCGUCGCGAUUUCUCUUUAGUUUUCCGCGCGCUUUCAUCGACUUUACAGAGUUGAUACUUAAAAAAAUUAACUCAUCAAGAAAAUCAUAUUGAAAUAAAAGAAUAUUUAUUCAGUAGUGAAAAAAAAACUUGGAUUAUGCUGAAAACGAAUAACAAUUGAAGUACUGAAAAAAUUAAGGGUUUAAGUUGGUGUAAAAACAAUUAGAAAUGAUGAUGGCCAGUGCGAAGUUGGUGCGGGAGUGCAGCUCGGACCUGAGCUCCGACGUGCGCUCGCUGUCCAUGUCGUCUACGGAGGAGCAGGACUCCACCACCACGGAGUCCGAGUUUUCUGAGGAGGAGAAGGAGUAUGAGCUGGAUGACCUACAAAUCCUUAAAACCAUAGGCACGGGUACAUUCGGACGGGUCUGCUUGUGUCGCGACAAGGCCGCAGACGAGUACUUGGCUAUGAAAAUCCUGUCCAUGGCAGACGUCAUUCGCUUGAAGCAAGUGGACCAUGUCAUGAACGAGAAGAAUAUCCUUGCGGAGAUCAACCACCCAUUCAUAGUAAAUUUACGGUGGUGGACGCACGAUGACUCUUGUAUUUACAUGCUGUUCGACUACGUUUCUGGUGGAGAGCUGUUCACAUAUCUGAGGAGUGCAGGACGCUUUAGCAAUACUACUGGUAAUUUUUAUGCCGCGGAGAUAGUAUCAGCUUUGGAGUAUCUUCACGCGCGGAACAUCGUGUACCGGGACCUGAAGCCCGAGAAUCUGCUGCUAGCGAAGGACGGGCAUCUCAAAAUCACGGACUUCGGGUUCGCGAAGAAGCUUACGGACCGGACGUGGACGCUCUGCGGCACUCCGGAAUAUUUGGCGCCCGAAAUCAUACAGAGCAAAGGGCAUAAUAAGGCUGUGGACUGGUGGGCUUUAGGCGUACUCAUUUACGAGAUGCUCGUUGGCUAUCCGCCGUUCUACGAUGAGAAUCCCUUCGGCAUCUACGAGAAAAUCCUCAACGGACGGGUGGAGUGGCCGCGGCACCUCGACCCCGUUGCGAAGGACAUUAUUAAGAAACUACUAGUACAAGACAGAACUAAGAGACUUGGAAAUAUGAAGUGCGGUUCAGAAGACGUAAAAAGACACAGAUGGUUCAAGAAUAUCGAUUGGGCAGAUGUGUUCAUGAAGAAAAUGCAGCCUCCCAUCAUGCCGACGGUGUCGUACGAGGGCGACACGUCCAACUUUGACGAGUACACCGAGACGGACUGGAAGGCGGCGCGCGCGCUGGACCCCGACGAGCUGAAGCUCUUCGCCAACUUCUGAUCUCCUGCGCAUCAGCAAUCCAAUGGAAACGUAUAGAAUCCUUGUAGGUCUGGCUACCAUGCAUAGGUAUAUUAAGCUGAUAGUUCCAAGCGGAAAUUGUAGAUUUUUGUUUCCUAAUAGUUUGUAGGUAUUAUUUAAGAGCUUAUAAAAGUAUUUACUGAAGUCAUAUGCAGGUAUGAUAUUUAUUUAAUAAUCUCACAAAACGUAUUUCGUGGCGGUUCAUUAUUUUAGAACAAUAACUCUAAAGAACUACGGCUCUGCAAUACCUCUAUACAUAUGUAGUAUAAUCUCAUAAGAAAGUAAAUUGUAUAAAAUCGUAUUUUGUAGUUCGUAUAAUUUUUUGGCGAAAGAUGAAACGAACUACACUUACUUUAUGGUGAUGUAUUGGUGUAAACUAUUUUCAU
Molecule: messenger RNA, 1707 nt
Organism: Cydia splendana
Lineage: Eukaryota; Metazoa; Arthropoda; Insecta; Lepidoptera; Tortricidae
Gene: Pka-C3
Product: cAMP-dependent protein kinase catalytic subunit 3
Exons: 7
Coding region: 218-1303 (361 amino acids)
Biological process (GO): signal transduction; peptidyl-serine phosphorylation
Cellular component (GO): cAMP-dependent protein kinase complex; cytosol
Molecular function (GO): ATP binding; cAMP-dependent protein kinase activity
Source: RefSeq, a predicted model, not a curated record